GCUAAGUAGUACCUUCGCUCAGCUCAGUGUUUGCAGCUAGCUGAUUAGUUUGGUUCUUCUUGCAACUGCGAAUCAAAAAGCUACGAAGAGAUCCUGUGCUGGAGACCAAUGUUUCAUUGUGCAUGAAAUCAGAAUGAAAACUUCAUGUGACGUUCAUCUUCAAAGACGAUAGUGAACUCAAUCUUGUGUGUGAUCUACCUUAAAGACUACCAUCAUGAGCAAAGCUAAGGUUGAGAAGACGGUCUAUACCGUACCUGGUUCCAGGAUGACUACUAUGCUCUACUCCCUUGACAAGCUAAACAGUACGAGCUCUGAGGAUGUGGAUCAGUUACGCUAUAUCACAGCAAAGAUACAGCACUGCCUCAAAGAUCAUGAGAAGGUCAGAAAAGAGGUCAUGUCCAAAGCAACCAACGGCUUGGAGAUACUCUUCUCAACGUUGGAGAGUUCCAAAGACAGCCAGGUUUCUCUGAAUGUGACGUACAGUCUCCAGGAGCUCCUGCAAUCCGUAAAGAGAGCCCAGAGUAUGGUAGCAAGAGGAGCUACGCAGGUUCUUCUUACUGCCCUUGGUACAGCUUCCAAGCAACAACCCACCUGUGAAGAACUCAUCGUUGGACUGCAUCAGGUUAUGGCUAAAGUUGGUCCUAAAGAUCGUAAGUUUGGUGUGAAGGCCCGUCUAAGUGGAGCCCUACCCAUCACAUUGGCCAUUGUUAGAGUCAACACAGGCAACCUAGACCUGGUCCAGCCUAUGGUUCAAGUCCUCAAGAUAUAUUCCACAAACUCUGUUAACUCAUCUCAUCUGGGUAAAGCAGGUGCAGUUAGCUCUCUUCUCAAAAUCAUCUCUGUCUGUGGCAAGCGACAUCACCCUGCGCUAAGGAGUGCCCUAGAAGCUCUAAGUCUCCUUGUGAAAUCAAAAAGCAACUCAGCUCGUGCAAUCGGUCAAGGAGGGAUGCCAAUCUUAGUACAUGCAUUCUGUGAAUGGCAGAAGACCGAUGUCAGAAACAGACACAUCAGUAUACGCAAAGGUAUACUGAAUGUCAUCAAGAACAUCACCACACUCAAAUCAGGGAAGAAGACCUUUGCAGAUUGUGAUGGUAUUAAGGUGCUCUUCAGUGCUGCUGUCUCUAUGGCAAAUAGCUCAAGCAAGGAUGUUGAGACGAUAGUGAACCUGAUCUGUAUCAUCCUAAGGAAGUGCUUCCCUAAGAACCGUCUACCAGUGCCUACCAUUAGGAGUAGUGUUUCAUUCAGUCUUCCUAUUGUGCCAGAGGGACAUGCACUCCUACAACCCACCAAUGGAGAUGACGUUAUCGACGAGAGCGAUGAUCAGGAUGAUGAUGUCAGUAGCGGUGACGAGAACAAAGAGGAGGAACCUCAAAAGGGUGAAGCUGUAGAAGAAGGAGAUAAACAGAUGGCAUCAGAGACUCAACAAAGGACGCCUGAAGAUCUAGCAACCUACCUCAAAUUCUUUCCUGAACUUGUCGACUUUGAAGAGCAUAUGACUGAGCCUGAGGAAGGAGAACUUGAAGACGCAUCAUCUCAGCGUCCUGGGACCACCAUCCACAUACCCACCGCCAAGUCAGACCUACCAAGAGGUAGCUCCAGGAUGGGCGCAACGACUCAAAACCUCAGAGAGAACCGCUUCAGUUUGCCAAAUUUGUCCAAGUACGGUAGUCUCGUCACAAACUAUCCUUCCAGCGAUGAUGCAAAUGUUGAUAUUGCUAAGCAUCAAGGCAGACAGGGCCCCGGCAAGGCCAACUCCAAUGCAUGGUUCUCGCAAGACAAUGACGACUCCACGUUUGCAGGACACUUCAACCUUGGUGGUUCAGCCAUGAAUACAGACCUUUCGUCAGAUUCAGUGCCUUCGUCAUUCAGGACUACAAACCCUAGGGUAUCUGCCAAACAGUCUAGAUCCGUCCAUAACCUGAGGCGUAGCCACUCGCCGACCAAAGGAACAAAACAUGGCAACGGUUUCAAGUAUACCAGUCCUGAGCGUCAUGUGACUGCCCAUGCUCUUUGGGGCAUCGGGGAUGAGCACCCCACAGAGAGCAUUGAGUUUGUGAGGUCAUCGAUGACCAUCUCGAGAAUGACCCUCCGCAGUCCCACCGACGUCCCGAGCUCGAACAAUGAAAUGUUGAUGACGGAGGAGGUCAGUUUGGACGAGGUGAAACCUGAUAUGUAUGGGGACACGUUAGCAAAGACGAAGAGAGUGCUUCCGUUCCGUAGGAUUGCCCAUCCUGAAAUACAUGGACAUUCGACCGGCGAUUUGGUGGAAGAGUUCUAUGACAAACCAGCUAGUGUCCAAAGGUGCCUUGUCUUUGAAGACAUUGACAGGAUGAUCCACCCACAUAAAGUGAUAGAGAAGACUGUCUAUGAUCUAGAUGAGCUCAUGAAGAAUGGAGCAACACGCUUUACUCCAACCAACCAUGGAGCACACAACUCUAGAUCUGGAGCUGAUGGAGAGUCGCAAAGUCUUUCUUUCAAUUCUUUGUUUGAAUGCGGCAAUCUUAGAAGAGCAAUACAGGUCAGGAAGCACGAGUAUGAUUUAAUCUUGAGAUCAGAUAUCAACAGCAACCAUCAUCAUCAAUGGUUCUACUUUGAGAUAUCAGGGAUGCAGGCCGGUGUACGUCAUCGAUUCAACAUCAUCAACUGUGAGAAGGCUAAUAGUCAAUUCAACUAUGGCAUGCAGCCAGUGAUGUACUCCGUCCACGAGGCCAUGGAAGGGAGCCCUCACUGGGAGAGGGUAGGGUCGGAGAUCGCCUACUACAAGAACAACUACAGCCGUAGCACCGCAGCCACCGGAGGUCAGAAGGGCAAGACCUACUUCACCUUUGCCUUCACCUUGACCUUCAAACAUGACAAGGACAUCUGCUAUCUGGCUUAUCAUUACCCUUUCACCUACACGACACUACAGGUUCACCUGAGUAAGCUGCAAGCUAGUUUAGGAGAGUUCAGUGACAUCUACUACAGGAAGCAGAGCCUGUGCCUGUCUCUAGGAGGCAACGAAUGUCCAGUCCUCACUAUCACAGCCAAUCCUACAACUCUGGACAAAGAGGGCGUCUUGCAAUUCAGGUGUCGAAGGUACCUCUUCCUGUCAGCUCGUGUCCAUCCAGGAGAGAGUAACAGUUCUUACAUCAUGAAGGGUACUCUAAAGUUCUUGAUGAGUACACACCCGACAGCCCAGGCUCUCAGAGAGAUCUUCAUCUUCAAGAUUGUACCUAUGCUAAACCCUGAUGGAGUCAUCAAUGGAAGCCAUCGUUGUUCUCUGAGCGGAGAGGAUCUUAACAGACGUUGGUUACAACCGAUCAAAGAGCUUCAUCCAACCAUCUAUCAUACCAAAGGACUGCUUCAAUACCUCAAGCUUAUCGAGAGGAGCCCACUGGUGUACUGUGAUUUCCAUGGGCAUUCAAGGAAGAAGAAUGUGUUCAUGUACGGCAACAGUGCAGCCAUGUCCCACUCUCCUGAGGAUCUGAUCAAGUUUGGAAUCCCGUCAGGAGUGUCCGGUGCUAAAGUAGAAGAUACAAGCUACAAGACCCUUCCUCGUAUCCUGAGCAGCAUAGCCCCUGCAUUUUCCCACAGUAACUGUAGCUUUGCUGUAGACAAGGGCAAGGAGUCUGCUGCUAGGGUAGUGGUAUGGAGAGAGAUAGGUGUAGCCAGGAGUUACACUAUGGAGAGUACAUACUGUGGCUUCGAUCAGGGCAAAUAUAAGGGUCUACAAGUAACAACGGCCAUGCUGGAGGAGAUGGGGCAGCACUUCUGCGAGGGUCUUUACAAGCUUGCCCGUAGGUUUGAAGCAACAGGUACAGCUCACAGACACCUGUACAACCAUACCUCCAGUGUGACUGACCCCAGCAGCUCAGGGGUGUCUAGUACCUACCCUUCAGCUCAACCCAUGGAGGAUGAGGAUGAGGAGGAUGGGGAUGAAUUCUUUGGUGAGAUGGAGAAAGCCCCUGCGUGUGAGAGGAAGCGAAGUCAUCUGAUGACGGACCUCAAGGAGGAGCUCACACCAAGCGAGAAUGAGGAGGACGAUGAGGACGAAGUGGAAGAGGAGGAGGAGGGGGAUGUUGUGUUUGUGUAUGGACUCGAUGAUGACAGCAUCCCAAAGAUAGAUCGGAAGGUGGUCGAGGAGAUGGAGGAGAGGGAGGAGGAGGAGGAGGAGGAUUAUGGAUAUCCUAAGGAUUCCAUCGUGGGCGGUCCAGUAUGAUGCGGUUAGUGAAUUUCUAUGGUAACGCAUCAUCAUCAUAUGCCAAAGGUAUUAUAGUUCAAAGGAUUCCAUCAUUAGAACUGUAACGAGAAUGGGAGCGUCACAUCAAGAGAUGGUAUUUGAAAUCAUCAUUUUACUGUGGAGUAAAAUAGACAUGGUGUUUUAUAGCCAGGGGGUCAUUUGGGUGAUACAGUAACAGAAGGAGACACUUGAUGAAAUAAGAGAGGUAACAGGGAAGAAUAGUUUGAGGUAGGAUGAAAGUGGUGACAAUAUGUGUCAGCACUUUGAAGUAGGAAGAAAGAAACCAACUCUACAAUUCAAAUACCUCAUAAAAGUGUCAUCUAUGAUAGCUGUAUUAAUGAUAGUUUCUGGUGCAGGAUUGUUUGUCUGUUGGCUUCACAUGC
Strongylocentrotus purpuratus (purple sea urchin) is the source of this 4602-nucleotide messenger RNA. RefSeq names its product cytosolic carboxypeptidase 1. The transcript is spliced from 25 exons. NCBI's taxonomy places the organism in Eukaryota, Metazoa, Echinodermata, Echinoidea, Camarodonta, Strongylocentrotidae. The record is from RefSeq and is a predicted model, not a curated record. Gene Ontology annotation, biological process: C-terminal protein deglutamylation; proteolysis; protein side chain deglutamylation. Gene Ontology annotation, molecular function: metallocarboxypeptidase activity; zinc ion binding. The coding region runs from base 215 to 4198 and encodes 1327 amino acids.